AUGGCAGGCGUCAACCGGAGAUUGGAAAACGUCAACAACAACAACAACAACAACCGCGUCGUACGACGUUCCCGGGACGUCAACAACAACGACAUCGUCGACGAAUCCGACCCGGACACGGUGAGCGCUUCGGAGACGGAAAGCGACCUGGAACCGGAUCGGGACAUCGAUGCGGAAUUGCACGCGGCGUGGGAGAGGGUAUGCGUCAAUAUGGUACGAUUGAGGCACAUGUUUGGUAGACCGAACGCACGAAACGCACCCAGAACCAUCACGAUUAAGAAACUAUUGCAACAGCAUCGGCACGGAAGACGACGACCGGAAUGA
This is a messenger RNA of Macrosiphum euphorbiae (potato aphid), 324 nucleotides long. NCBI's taxonomy places the organism in Eukaryota, Metazoa, Arthropoda, Insecta, Hemiptera, Aphididae. The record is from the annotation of a GenBank genome assembly.